Anguilla rostrata (American eel) is the source of this 1452-nucleotide messenger RNA. Its product is annotated as cytochrome b-245 chaperone 1 homolog. The coding region runs from base 142 to 726 and encodes 194 amino acids. The transcript has 7 exons. NCBI's taxonomy places the organism in Eukaryota, Metazoa, Chordata, Actinopteri, Anguilliformes, Anguillidae. The record is from RefSeq and is a predicted model, not a curated record.
UAGGACGGUACCAGGAAGGAAGUAGAACCCGCCUAAUGUGUUUUUCUCGCUUCCUCAUUCCCUGCAUUUAAACAAAUUUCAUUGUAAGAGGUCGGUGACAACACACCACGUUUUAGGACACCGUGCCAAACUUUUGAAAAGAUGGGGUAUAUGGUGGUGGAGGAAAACACUUCCAGUCUCUUGCAUCUGAAGAGAUUUCCUGGAAUUCGCUCCUGGUCACUACUAGUUGGUAUAUCCUCUGUUGGUCUGGCUGCAGCAUACUACAGCACAGACAGUGUGCUAUGGAAGCUGUUCUAUGUGACGGGUUGUUUCUUUGUGGCUAUGCAGAACAUGGAUGAAUGGGAGGAGGCAAUAUUUGACAAAUCCAGAAGUCUGAUAGAGCUAAAGACUUUUAGUCUGUACGCCAAGAUACUGACUCUGUGGCGGAGAGGUCAGGAGAAAAUGGUGUUAGACAUGCAAAAUGUGAGAGAUGUGUGUGUGGAAGAAGAGAAGGUGCGUUACCUGGGAAAAGGUUACCUGGUGGUGCUGCGAAUGGCCACGGGCUUCUCGCACCCUCUCACGCAGAGCGCCACUCUGGGCGGACGCAGUGAUGCAGAUUCAAUUGCUGCCCUGCUGAAGCGCUUCCUGGGGUUGGAGGAGUUGCAGCACCGCUGGGAACAGGUGGAAGAGGAGGCUGAUAAAAAUGAUGAUGACACCAGUGAUUCAGAGGAUCUUGAUGAGCUUUGACCCUUCCUUUGGCUUUUAACAUUGUGUCAGACAAUUUGGACAGCCAGGGGAGGAACCGGUGUCUGGAAUGAGCCACUGCUCUGAUCAUGCUGUCCUUCUCACACAUUCACAAAUCCUGCUCCACAAUAAGAAAGCACUCCAUUUUAUGGCCUUCAUGGAGUCCUGACUGCCCUCAACAUUCAGCUGUAUUUUUAGCCACAUAAAAAUGUAUAUCUGGCAACAUCCCCCAAAACAGCCCUAUGAUUUAUUUAGGCUUAUUCAUUGAGCUUCUUUAUGAGAUUUGACAUCAAAAGAGAAGUGAAGCAAACAAAUGUGUGAUAUUUCAUUCAUGUAGAGGCUUCCUGCAUGCUCCAUGAUACUGUACCAUUGCAUUCUGUCUGCCACUGUAAACUUUAAUCUGUUUACAAGCAUGAGGGAUUUUUGAAUACAUUUGAACAACUGCUUUUUAAAAAUGGACUAAUGUGUGGAUUGUGUUUGUCACAGGCAGGUCCUGUUGCGUACAUUGUUUAUGGAUUUCAGCUGAAUGAAUCUUUAGCACCUGUAUCUUUUUUCAAAUAUGGAAUUUGGAGAUUGGUCCAGGAACAUUGACAUUAGUCACGUGGGUAUGUCACUUCUUGAAGGCUGACAUAGAAGCUGGCAUUUCAAUGGAAUGUAAAUUUAAAUAAAUUCUGAAGAUACGUAUACAAACAUAUGAGAUCAACCUUAAAAUAAAAUAAAUUCAAGUCA